This is a messenger RNA of Phytophthora infestans T30-4, 6081 nucleotides long. Its product is annotated as callose synthase, putative. Gene Ontology annotation, biological process: (1->3)-beta-D-glucan biosynthetic process. Bases 1 to 6081 code for a protein of 2026 amino acids. Gene Ontology annotation, cellular component: plasma membrane; 1,3-beta-D-glucan synthase complex. The transcript has 2 exons. Gene Ontology annotation, molecular function: 1,3-beta-D-glucan synthase activity. NCBI's taxonomy places the organism in Eukaryota, Oomycota, Peronosporomycetes, Peronosporales, Peronosporaceae. The record is from RefSeq and is a predicted model, not a curated record.
AUGGCGCGUUCCGGCAGCGAUGGCGACAGCGAUGACGCUAUGCAGUAUAGCAAGCCGUUACGCCAGCAGAAGAAACUCUGCGAUGAGGCCAUGGAGCUGGUUAACGCUGGUGUGGCGAUGCAGAAUGCGUCUCCUCCCGAUGCGGCUGGAGCCGACGCCAAGCUCUCUCGCGCGGUGACACUCAUGGAGCAGGCGUUGGCCAUCGAGUACCCCACGCAGGAAGAGCGAGACGCCAGUCAACGCCUCAACAGCAAAAUGAACCGAUAUGUAAAGAUGAUCCGCAGUCAGCGCGAGAAGGGCACGGCUGGCGGCGCUACGGGCCGCGGACAUAACACCAAGUACAACAUCUUGCCCAUGGACAACCUGCCGACCACGUAUAAUGCCGUGGUCGAGCUUAUGACCAACUCGUCUGCGGUAGGUGACAUCUUUGAAAGCCUCAAGGGCGCGUUCGGUUUCCAGGAGUCCAAUAUCGCCAAUCAGAAGGAGCAUGUGCUGCUCAUGUUGACGAACUUCAAGCUUCAGGAGGAGGAACCGAACCAGAACAACGAGGAGCACCACCAGCUGGACCGACAACAGGAGCUGGAUAUGGCUAACAAGGGUAUUAAGCGCUUCCACGGACGCAUCUUCGCCAACUACACCAAGUGGUGCAAGUACGUGUCUACCAAGCCUGCCUUCACGAGCGACCCCCUAGUGGAUAUCGUGCUAUUCUUCCUGAUCUGGGGAGAGGCUGGUAACUUCCGUCAGAUGCCCGAGUGUCUGUGCUUCCUGCUACACACUUCACUACCUCAGGCCUCGUCUCGUGGUGGUGGUAAGAACCCUGGUGACUUCCUUGCCGAGGUAAUUCGUCCGAUGUACGAAGAAGUCAAGAAAGACAACGACAAGAAGACCGCACAGGGUGCUCGUGCUCCUCAUGGAGAGAUCCGUAACUACGAUGACUUUAACGAGUUCUUUUGGAACAAGAAGUGUCUGAAAUACAACCCGACGACCAUCCACGAAGCAUUCGGCGAAGUGGACAAAAAGGGUCGCCCCAAGGUCAUCAAGAAGAGUUUUGUGGAGAAGCGCACGUGGAUACGCGCUCUCAUGUCUUUCCGUCGUAUUUUCUGCUUCAACUGCGCAUUGUUCCUGGCAGUCUGCGGUUUCGCUCUCAACAUGGUCAUGUAUUGCCCGGACACGCCAAUUUUGUACGGCGCUGAUUUGAGCAACGGAGACUCGCGUGGUUUUACGGUAUUCGGUAAGAAUUUCACGGCUUCCGACAGCACUGGCAUUGGAUCUGGUGACGGAUCAGAGGACAAGUCAAGCGAUGGAUCCGGUCCUUCCUGUAACCACCAAAUGCUGGCUACGUGUCUUGGAAUUACCUACACGACCGGUAUCUUCGAAGACAUUCCCAUUGAUUUCAAGGCUCUACUCCAGGUUGUGCCGUUUACGGACUGUGUGGAGAAAAGCACGGGUCGGUGCGGAUGCUACUUGGAUCUGAUUGACAACUGCUUUGCGGAAACAGGCCAAACUACGAGAGUAACUGAAGACGAACUGGCGUUCUCGUCUUCAAGUGAAUUCGACCAGAGUAUGUGUGUGGUGAACUGGCGUGCUGCCGUUGAGAGCAUCAUCAAGAAGCCUGGUCCGGGUAAGCUAAACUGCGAGAUCUGUCAGUUGGAUAUCAAGGCGUUGAUCACAAACGGUAAGAUCGGUGAUCUGUUUAGCGGUCUGUUGAAAAUGGGAGAUGGUACCCCACUUCCGGACGGUGACAUUGACAACGACAAGCGUACGGAUAUGGGUGGUCUUGCUAUGCUUGGUGGUGCUGGAUGCAUCGGUCUCGUCGUUGCGUGUGAGUUUUUCAACAAGAUCUUCUCGCGUGUCGGCUCCGGAUACGUGGGUCGGUCGAUGCCAGUUCCCAUUCGCGCGUACUGCCGAUACACUUGCUUUUGGCUGCUAUUGUUCCUCUGCAAGCUUACGUUUGACUACCAGUACAUGAUCAAGGCGCUGGUGGAAACAACACUGUUCAUUUGGUACGCGAACGAGGAUGAGUAUCUUCCGUACUCCAACUUCAUCCUCCAGAUGACUUUCCACAACAUCAUCUACAUCUUGUUCCUAUGGAUCCCGGCGUUCUUUGUGUUCAUGUACGACGCGCAGAUUUUCUACUCGGUUUUGUCGGUGAUUUUCGGUUCGUUUGCUGGUUUCAACCUCCGUAUCGGUGAGCUGCGCUCAUUCCGCGUGCUGCGACUCUCGUUCAAGUCCAUUCCUCGUAUGUUCAACAAGAAGAUUGUCCCGAACAUCCAGGAUGGCGCAGCUGAUGGCAAGAAGAAGAAGAAGAAAAAGAAAAAAGGAGAGACGGAAGAAUCAACCAUGCCUGUCCGCCACUUUGAGCGUGUGUCAAUGGCUGAUGGCAUCAAGCCUCUUACGGUGAAGGCCCAAAUGUACUCGAACCUGUUGGAUCAGAACGGAGAUCAUUUGUACAACGAGGUGAAGACUCCCAAUGACAAGGAUGACGCCAGCUCAAGUGGCCGUCAGUCCCAGUUGGGAUCGGUUACCGGUGUGUCUGGCGCUGACUUCGAGCGUACGAUUGCCUUUGCUAUGGCGUGGAACCGCUGCUUGGGUAGUCUACGCGAGGCCGACGUCAUCAGCGAUCGCGAGCUGAAUGUGCUGAGCUAUCUUAUCGACUCGAAGGACGCCGAGGAGCGAAAACUGUACCCACCUGCUUUCUUGACCGCUGGCAAGCUGGACGAAUCCCUUGACAUCAUUGUCGAUUGCUCGGCUGUUUACGAGAAGCUGAAUACUGACAAGAAGAAGAAGGAGAAGGCACUGCAGAAAAUUGAGAACACCAUGCGUGACCGCCUGACUAAGGAUGACCUGCGUGUGGAGUCGAUUCUGGGGUCAUACAAGUUUACGUCGCAGGCUCUCCGCUUCUUGCUUGGUGAUGAGCACAGAGAUCUGAACGAAUGUUUUGAGUUUAUGGAAGAAAUGGCUGCGCAGAAAUCGAUCCUGAAGGGGCUUAACUUGAAGAGUCUCCACGAGUGCCGCGCCGCAUGUGCUGAACUGAUGAAGGCGCUGCUCGAAGUGCCGAAGACGACGUCAGACAACAGUAUCAAGUUCCAGCGCGCGCUUUACCGCGUUAUUGAUUGUGUGGAGACUGUGCUGAACUGCAUGAAGAAGAUCCUGGUGAAACAGGAGAAUCUGGUGCAGAUCUUGACGGACACUCCGCUGAAGCAGAGCUCGUUCUUCUUUCCUGGUGACGCUCAGCAGUAUGCUAACAUGCAGCUGCAACGUCUCGUAAACUCGGAGGCUGCUUUGGACAUUGUGUCGCGAGCCUACCAGCUCCUGACGGUGGAUAACUUCGAUGCUGAGCCACGCUCGGAUGAAGGACGCCGCCGCUUGCGCUUCUUCGCCAACUCACUGUUCAUGGACAUGCCUGAUGCCAAGCCGAUUCGCAAGAUUCGGUCGCUGACAGUGUCGACGCCGUACUACAACGAAAUUGUCAUGUACUCGAUCAAGGAUUUGACUGCUCAAAAUGACGACAGCAUCAAGCUGUUGUACUACCUGAAGACCAUUUACCCGUUCGAGUGGGAGAACUUGCUUGAGCGUCUUCAGGCCAAGGACAUGGAAGAGGCUCUGAAAAAGUACCCGGAGGAAGUCCAAAUGUGGGCCAGUUACCGUGGUCAGACGCUUGCCCGUACCGUGCGUGGCAUGAUGUACAACGAGGAUGCCAUCCGCUUCCUGCACUGGUUGGAAAUCUGUGAGAACGAGGUCAUGCACCAGUUUGGCUGUCCAUGCAACAAGUGUAAGCGUCUGGAUGAAAUGGUGGCUCUCAAGUUCAACUACGUAUGCACGUGCCAGAUUUACGGUAAGCAGAAGGAUGAACAACGCCAACAGGCUGCUGAUUUAGAACAUCUGCUGCGUAAGCACCCGAGCUUGCGUGUGGCUUAUGUGGACGGUCCUAAAAAGAUGAAGGAGGGUCCACCCAAGUUCUUCUCCGUUCUGGUUCGUGCUGACGGUGAAAACAUUGCUGAAGUGUACCGUGUCGAGCUGCCGGGUAACCCGAUCAUUGGUGAAGGUAAGCCCGAGAACCAGAACCACGCCAUUAUCUUUUCGCGUGGUGAGCUGCUCCAGUGUAUCGAUAUGAACCAAGAUGGUUACCUUGAAGAGGCCCUGAAGAUGCCGAACCUUCUAUCGACGAAGGAUACCGAGACUACCAAGGUCCCCCUCACAAUUAUUGGUUUUCGCGAGCACGUGUUCACGGGUGGCGUGUCCAAUUUGGCCAGUUUCAUGUCCAUUCAGGAGCUGUCGUUCGUAUCGCUUGGUCAGCGUAUGCUGGCGAUAAACCAUGUUCGCCAGCACUACGGUCACCCCGAUAUUUUCGACAAGCUGUUUGCCAUGGGCUGCGGUGGUACCGCCAAGGCUUCCAAGGGUGUGAACCUUUCGGAAGAUAUUUUCGCUGGUUUCAACAGUACCCUUCGCGGUGGUCGCGUCUCGCACGAGGAGUUUAUCCAGGUGGGCAAGGGUCGUGAUGUCGGUAUGCAGCAGCUGGCUCUGUUCGAAGCCAAACUGUCUUCGGGUGCCGGCGAGUGUGUGAUUUCUCGUGAUGCGAUGCGUAUGGCUUCUCGUUUGGACUUCUUCCGUCUGCACUCGUGGUUUUACGGUAACUUGGGAUGGUACUUCACGCAGACGAUGACUGUUGUGGGUGUAUACUUCUUCAUCUACGGCAAGGUGUACAUGGCUCUGAGUGGCAUGGACAGCUUCUUCCUCGAAAAGGGUGGUCUGGGUAUUGGUGGUACGUUGAACACAUCGUGGGCCUUCCAGUUCGGUUUCUUGCUUGUAGUGCCUGUUGUUGCCGUCGUGGGUGUCGAGCAGGGCUUCCGUCAUGGUGUGACGUAUCUGCUUUGGAACAUUAUGACUCUUGGUCCUCUGUUCUUCACGUUCCAGAUGGGCACGCGUAUGCACUACUUCGACCGCACGUUAAUCCACGGUGGUGCCAAGUACCGCGCUACGGGUCGUGGCUUCACGAUCAAGCACGAGAAGUUCGCCGAGCUUUACCGCUUCUACGCAUUCAGCCACUUCUAUCGUGCUGUGGAGCUUAUCUUCCUGUUGAUUUUGUUCCGUGUGUACGGCACUUUCUCGUGGUGCAACUGCUCGUGGACGCAGGAUGCUUUGUUCUACAACUACUACAAGCCGUCAGAUAAUGACUGGAACACUCGAUGCUACGCUAACUACUACCAGACGUGUGUCGAGCCGACGAACCAGAACUACGGCAUUAUGUCGUACUCGCUGUGGAUUAUUGCAGCGACGUGGCUGUGGGCUCCGUUCUUCUUCAACCCGAGUGGCUUUGACUGGGACAAGCUGAUCGAGGACUACAAUGAUUGGCAGAACUGGCUCAAGACGACGAAUGACUCUGCUGCCAGUUGGUCGGGUUGGUGGUCCAAUGAAGUGGAGUACCUGGAGCACUCGACAAAGGGCGCUCGUUUCGUGUCGAUGAUUCGUAAGACGCGCUUCUUCUUCGUCGCCUACGGUUUGUAUCUGCAGUUGGCGUACAAGACGUACUACGAAGACCGGGAUCUGAAGAUCGAGAAGGGAUCCAUGAUCUCCUUCGCACUCUCUGGUGCCAUGUUCAUCUUGGUGCUACUACUGCUGUGUUGUGGCUACAUCGCCAGCCGUGUCAAGAAGAAAUUGACCUUUAAGCAGAAGAAGCUACGCAAGAUGAAGUUUGUGCUCUCUUGCUGUGGCCUGUUGGUGGCAUGCGCGAGUCUGCUGGUCAUCUCGCUCACCAAUUUGCUGGAGAUCAUCAUCAUCAUCUUGAUCGCUGCGUACUGGUUCCUCCAGCUAUGCGUCUACCGCAACCAGACGAGUCACGUGGUGGUGCGCGCGAUGGCCCGAUCGUACGACCGAUGGACGGGCUGGAUCAUUUUGGGUCCGGUGCUCUUCAUUGCCAUGUUCUUGCCGUUCCUCUCGGCCUUCCAGCAGCGUGUCAUGUUCAACAACGCGUUCACAUCGGGACUAGAGGUGUCGAAACUCUUUGCGAACGAGGCGGCCUCGUCCACGAGCAAGAUCGUCAAGGUUAAGCGUGUGGCCAAGAAGAAGAAACGAAGUGACUAG